Messenger RNA from Periophthalmus magnuspinnatus, 3883 nucleotides. RefSeq names its product transferrin receptor protein 1-like. Gene Ontology annotation, cellular component: external side of plasma membrane. The record is from RefSeq and is a predicted model, not a curated record. Gene Ontology annotation, biological process: iron ion transport; intracellular iron ion homeostasis. NCBI's taxonomy places the organism in Eukaryota, Metazoa, Chordata, Actinopteri, Gobiiformes, Gobiidae. Bases 26 to 2329 code for a protein of 767 amino acids. The transcript is spliced from 17 exons.
UUUUUUUUUCUUAGGUUAAAAGAAAAUGGAUCAGGCAAGGUCAACAAUUUCUAAAAUAUUUAAUGGAGAGCCUCACUCCUACACACGCUUCAACCUGACCCAGAACAUGGAGGGCGAUAACAGUCAGGUGGAGAUGAAGCUAUCCUCUGACAUGGACGAGGAGGUGGGGGGCAACGGCACAGCAGACCACCUCAACCACAACUCCAGAAGCAAACCCUAUGUGACCCAGAGGAAUGGACGCACGCCCAGGAACCUCUGCUUCAUGGCUGUUGCUACUCUCCUCAUCUUUAUCAUCGGGUAUCUAAUUGGGUUCUUGGUUCAUCGGAAGAAGGACAUGGCCCCUGCCUGCCCUCACACCUUUAUCCCAAAACCAGGCCCUGUUGUUAUAGAACGAGGAGCUGCUCCAGUCAUGGAAUGGGAUAGUGUCAAAAAGCUAUAUGCUGAAAAGCUCAAGAUGUCAAAUUUUGAUGCAACCUUCAGAACCUUUGCCAGUGACAGCCAUCGGGCAGGUUCUCCAGGUGAUGAUGAACUUGGUAACAAAGUUAUCAGAAAAUUCAAAGAAUACGGCAUGGACACCUGGACCGAUGAGCAUUUUGUCAAAGUCCAGGAGCUUUCAGGAGCAAACAAAGUAACUUUCAAUGGUGAAAAAGUAGAUUUGUAUGGAUUCCUUUCCUACAGUGCUCCUGGGACAGCAACGGGUGCUGUCUUGUAUGCCCAUUACGGGAGAGAAACUGACUUCAGCGCCCUCCGUGACAAAAACAUCCCCAUGAAUGGCCGGGUCAUGCUAGUCAGAGCUGGUUUGAAUAGUUUUGCUGAAAAGGUAGCCAACGCUGCCAAAGCGAAUGCUUCUGCAGUUCUGAUCUAUGCAGACCAGUCUGAUUACAAUUCGCUGGGUUCCUCCACAGAAAUUUUUGGCCAUGUCCACUUGGGCUCUGGUGAUCCCUACACUCCAGGCUUCCCCUCCUUUAAUCACACUCAGUUCCCACCCAUUGAAUCAUCUGGACUGCCCAGAAUUCUGGCACAGACUAUUUCUUCUGAACUGGCUAUGAAAAUUUUAAGGCAACUAGGGGGUCCGGAAAUGCCAAGACAUUGGGGGACCAUUGCCAAGCUGGGAGGGGAGACUGAUAUGAUCACAGUGCAAGUCAACAAUCUGUUAACUGAGAAAAAAAUCACAAAUGUUUUUGGAGUGAUCAAAGGCUUUGUUGAUGCAGAUCGCUAUGUUGUAAUUGGUGCCCAACGAGAUGCCUGGGGUCCAGGUUUUGCCAAAUCAACUGUUGGCACCAGUGUUCUUCUUGAAAUGGCUCGCUCAAUCUCGGAAAUGAAAAACAGUGGAUUUAAGCCCAGAAGAAGUAUAGUUUUUGCCAGUUGGAGUGCUGGGGAAUAUGGGAGCGUUGGUGCUACAGAGUGGCUAGAGGGCUAUCUGUCCUCUCUCAGUAUGAAAGCCUUCACAUAUGUGGACCUCAAUGGAGUUGUUACAGGUCAAAAUGGACUCAAGAUUUCCGCUAGUCCCUUGCUGCACACGUUGAUCCUGGAUGCCCUGAAAGAGGUGAAAAGGCCAACAAGAGACGCAACAUCCCUUUUAGCUCAGUAUGGGGGCAAUUUUGACUCUUUAUUGGAACCCAUGAAUAUGGACAGCGCUGCAUAUCCUUUCCUUGCCUUUUCAGGAAUCCCAGCUAUGUCAUUUAGAUUCACCUCAGAACAUUUGAGCUAUCCAUAUUUCGGCACAAUGUUGGACAGUCCGCAAAAACUCCAGUCUACAACCUCCAACCAGGUGGCCCAGUUUGCUGAAGUAGCUGCUCGCUUCGCAGGUCAUAUUGCUUUGAGGCUGGUUCAUGAUCACCUCCUACAGCUCGACCUUCAGAAAUACACCAGGAUUAUCCGCUCCAAGGUUUUCCAAAUCAAUGGGAAAGUGGCUGAGGUUCAAAGGCUGCGGCCCCAGGUUCUUCCCAAAGGGCUCACUAUGCAGUGGCUCAUGUCUGCAUCUGGCUCCUACAGCCGAGCCUCAGCAAACUUGGCAACCGACAUCCAGAACAGUGACCUGGAGGAUGUGGAAAUGUGCCGCAUAAUCAAUGACCGCAUCAUGGCUGUGGAGAGAAACAUGCUGUCACCCUACGUGUCUCCCAGAGAAAACCCUUUCCGCCACAUUCUGUUGGGCUCAGGUCCUCAGACACUGGGUGCGCUCAUAGACCAUCUAGAAGCCAUCAGAAUUGACCGUCCUGAGGCUGACGCAGAUGUUUUUCGCAAUCAGUUUGCCCUGGCCACCUGGACCAUUCAGGGCUGUGCAAACUCAAUAGCAGGAGACAUCUGGGCUUUGGAUAACGAAAUUUAAAUGCCUAUACAUAAUUUGGUCUUCAUUUUCAAACAGGUGUCAAUUUCACACAAAAAACUUCACUGGAAGCAUAUUUAAUUAAUUUAUUAAUUACCGAUGCUGUCACCUGGGUAUAGUUUGCAGAUGUCCAUAUAACUCUUUAAAAAUGUAAUCAGUUACUUGAUGACUGACAGCCUCAAUGUUGUGAGGCAAUCCAUUUUCAUUUGCUUUAUAAAUUAGAAGUGACACACUAAAUACUUGAAUACCCUUUGCCUGCUCCUAUUCAGUUACAAGUUUAAACAUUAACAUUAGCGUACAGUAUAAAGACUGCACCAGGUCAGAUCAAGACUAGAGAAGGGGCUCAUUUUAUCUAUGCACGUUUACGACAAAUACAAAAAGAACAAAUUCCUCUGCUGCUGUAGCCUCACGUUCAAACAAUGGUGGGUUGAAAUGGCAGCUUUAACUUUAUACUAUACCAUAAAGUUACUCCUCUUCUUUGAUGAUUUUUAGUACAUUUUUAUAAUCCAUCUGUUGAAUACCAUUGACUUUCAAAAUGGUACUGAAACUAAAUGAAACUAUUUAUAUUUUGUUAUUUAUUUAUCAGUGGCAGGGUUCACUAUAAAUAUUUUUAUUGACUUUUAUAAAAAUAUAUACAUAUAUAGUAAUUAUCGGGAGCAGUGCCUUCCAUAAUUAUGACAGUUAUACUGUCGAAACAACAAAAGCAGCAUCUGCUAAUCCUGAGUGUUCAUGACCAGCCUCUGUAAUGUUAUCGUCCGGUUGGUCUCAGUGCAUCACUGCCUCAUGAACACUUCACUGACUGCAUUAUCGGGAGCAGCGUCUCCCAUAAUGAUCAAAGAAGGUAGUUUUUGCCUACCAGUGUGUUUGUAUAUCGGAGGCAGUGCCCUCCAUAUUUCACUGUAGGGGUGGAUUUUUUUUUUUUUUAUUAUCGGGAACAGUGUUUCUCAUAAUUUGUAUAUAAUGAUUGUACUUGAUGCUUAUGUCUACUGUAGAGACCACAGACCCCUCGUUCUCAAUGCUGCAUGUAAUAGACAAGGUUACAAAAAGCUCUUGUUCAAGCUUGUCUUGUUCAGUUAUAGGUUUCUGAGGUUGUCACUCACAUGUUGUGUUUUUUUUUUUUGAUUUAUUAUUAAUAUAAGUCAUACUUGUUACCUGUUUAGCGCUCAUGUGGUCACAGGGAUGUGGUCUUCUGUUAUCUUGAAAAUCUGCCUUUUUUUUUUUUUUUUUUCAUUUAUUUUGAGUGCAAGUUCUUUCUUACUUUGUACUGGUGCCUUGGUCUUUAACACAGACAUUGAUGUUGUUAUGCUCUUAUCCUUUCAUUUAUUAAACUAGUUAUUGACUAAAACUUGGAUACGCUUAACUGAGAAGAUCCAAUCAAACUAAAAUACAAAAUUGGCCAUUGAUGUUACAAUGUUAAUGAAUAUACACAGCUGUUAAUAAAAUGGGUCAAUUGUGUGCAUUCUGCAGUAUGAAAAAUAAUAUUGAUUAAUUGUAUUUGAUGCCACACUAUACACACGUUUGUUUUGUUCUACAGCAAUAAAUUACAUAACACCCAAA